This is a messenger RNA of Populus trichocarpa (black cottonwood), 1455 nucleotides long. RefSeq names its product B-box zinc finger protein 21. Lineage: Eukaryota; Viridiplantae; Streptophyta; Magnoliopsida; Malpighiales; Salicaceae. Gene Ontology annotation, cellular component: nucleus. The record is from RefSeq and is a predicted model, not a curated record. Gene Ontology annotation, molecular function: zinc ion binding. The transcript has 3 exons. The coding region runs from base 242 to 1177 and encodes 311 amino acids. Gene Ontology annotation, biological process: photomorphogenesis; regulation of DNA-templated transcription.
AAGCACGGAUCCUCGGAACCUUCACUGUCUGUGCUUGCGUUCCUGAUUACUGAUUUGAUCUCACCUAUUCAUCCACUCAUGUGGUGCUAAUAUUAUAUUUAUCAUCUCUCUCCCUUCCCUUCCAAAUUUUAGCCCACCCCACCGUUUCUCUUCUUAUUUUUUCUCCUUACCUUCUCUCUCCUCUCCCUGUAGGAGCAGAUUAUAACUGGCUUGAUCUGAACAUAGAGAGAGAUAAUACUCGAUGAAGAUCCAGUGUGACGUUUGUAGCAAAGAAGAGGCCUCGGUGUUUUGCACCGCUGACGAGGCAGCCCUUUGUGACACUUGUGACCACCGUGUCCAUCAUGCCAACAAGCUUGCUUCAAAGCAUCAGCGUUUUUCCCUUCUCCAUCCUUCCUCAAAAAACUUCCCCAUCUGUGAUAUCUGCCAGGACAAACGGGCUUUCUUGUUCUGUCAACAAGACAGGGCGAUUUUAUGCAGAGAUUGUGACGGUCCAAUACACACAGCAAACGAGCAUACCCAGAAGCAUAAUAGGUUUCUUCUCACAGGAGUCAAGCUCUCUGCUACAUCUGCUGUUUAUAUGUCUUCCUCUUCCUCCGUUACCAGUAGUGGCGAUCUUGUUCCUGACUCCAAGUCUCAAAAACAGCAGCAGCAACAAUUAAUCAAGAAACCUGUGUCUGUUGCUCCAGUGAAUUCCAAUCCACCUGCAGUUCCCAGUACCUUGUCAGCAAACACAGUAAUAAACAAGGACGGGGAUAAUUUGGUAACAAGUGAAGGGUUUGGUUCGACAACAAGUAGUACUAUAUCAGAGUACUUGAUGGAGACUCUUCCUGGCUGGCAUGUUGAAGAAUUUCUUGAUUCCUCUUCCACCACUCCAUUUGGUUUCAGUAAGAUUGAUGAUGGUCUCUUGCCGUAUAUGGACACUCAUGAUCUUGAACGCAAUAUGAGUUCUUUCUCGUCAGAAAGUUUGGGGCUUUGGGUCCCCCAAGCACCAACUCCUCCUCUAUGCACAUCUCAACAAUAUUACUAUCCACAAUUGGUAGGGCAGAGUGGAUUCAAGGAGACAAAAGAGAGCACAAACAUGAAAGCUAACAGAAGGUUAACAGAUGAUGCCUUCACUGUUCCACAGAUAAGCCCUCCAUCAAAUAUUGGCUCCAAGAGAUCUAGGCCCUUGUGGUAGGGCCAAAUUUUCAUAAUCUCUUUUAAUUACCAAGAUCAAGGCCUUAUGCUUUGUAGUUUUGAUCGCAUGGCUUCCAGUCAAGUUUCUUUUUAGUGUUUGGGUAUGAGUUAGUCUUCUUGUAUAUCACCAGCUUCUCUCUGCGUUGUCUAUUCCAAACUGAUUUAUGGGUUUUGUUUGUCCUUUGUACUUGACAAGGUACAGCCAUCUUCUGCAAAUGUGAAUGAGAUUUUUAGAUCUUUUUUCUUUAGAAUGAAAAAUGACUGAGAGGGUGUUUUACA